AUGGCAAUGUAUACCGAAAUUCCACACUCCUUGGUAUUGAAAACAAAUUCUAAUGGUCUCAACGAAUAUGUCGAACAAAUUUUCUCGCAAUCAGCUAACAUCAAACAUUUGGAAGAAGAUAAAGAGGAACUAAACUCGAAUGAUCUGAAUGAAUACGUGGAACAAAUUUUAUCGCAAACUAACACGCAACAUUCAGAUAAAGAGGAACUGAAUUCCAACGAUCUUAAUGAGUUCGUUGAGCAAAUUCUAUCCCAAGCGGUAAACAUUACACCAUCGGAAAAAGAAAAUCAGUUGACACCCUCCAAAAAAUUUUACGAAGCUAGUACCACCACGAAAAGAUAUCUGGACUACAGAAAAAAAGUUAACUCCAAUUUAAUAGACUUGAGCAAUAAUAUGUCGACUAUGAUUCGGGACAGUUUCGAGUCCAUUGAUAAUAUAUGCGAAAAAGUUAGAGAAUACAUUACUGAAAUGGAUAAUAGUAGUAAAAAUAACGAUAUGGCUAUGAAGACCUCCAAAAGUUGUUGCCUCAUUUUUGAAGAAAUUAAUUCAAAUUUUGACCAAAUUAUAAAUGAAGAUCCCAACGAACAAGAAAUACGCGUCGAAAAUUACGAAGAAAAGGAAGAAACUAUUGACGAAAAAGGUGUACUACAAGAGAGCAAAUAUACUCAAAAAACCGUUGAAGAAGAAAAUGAAGAAAGUAAUCAUAAUGAAGAUUUGACUCAAGUAAGAAAAGAUGCGAUUAACAUAGAUGAAGUUAUCAAGGAAAACAAAUAUACUCAAAAAACUAUUGAAGAAGAAAAUAAUGAGAAUGAAGAAAGUAAUGAUAUAGAUUUGACUCAAGUAACAAAGAAUGCGAAUGAUGAAGUUACCCAGGAAAGCAAAUAUUCUCAAAAAACUGAAAAUGAUGAAGAUUUGAUACAAGUAAGUGAGGCCAAAGAAGAUGUUAAAGAAGAAAAUAAUGAUGAUAUCGAAUUGGAGCAAAAUACAAAUGAUACUGAAGAAACAAAAAAAGAAACAGCUGAAACAACGAACGAAGAUAAUCAAAACAGCAACGAAUUAAAGAAGAAGUGGCUGGAAAAGCAAAAAAACUUUAUGGGGGUAUUCAGAUCUUCCAUAAAAAACGUGGAAAAUUUCGUAACCGACAUGAACAAACACGUGAAUAACAUUAACUGGAGAAUAGAGACUUUGAAAGACAGUGAUUUGUGGUUAACAACUAGGAAAACGGACGACAAACCCUUAAAAACCGAACAAAAAGAAUUAAAACCCGAAGAAUCAUACGUGGGCAACAAAAAAAUAUUGAAACGAAAAAAACAAAAGAAAAAAGCGCUUGAAAAUGUCAAAAACGAUACCUAUAAAAGUCUCAUGAAGAUUGGGGAAAUAUCGCAAACUUUAAUAGAAAAAAUUGAAGAUUUGGCCACUGCCAACAACGUUGAAUCAAAGGCCAAAAUAAUUAAAGUCAAGUCGAAAAAUAGUCUAAAUAUGGAAAAAAAUCCCGAUAUUGUUCCUGAUGUAUCGCAUUCUAGAGCCAUACCAAAUUUACAUGAGAAGCUCACAAUACAGCUAGAAGCUAAUGACAGUUUCUUGUGUUUCAAACGUUUAAUGGAAAGCACAGAGCAAAGAUUGAAAAGAGAACGACAAAUGGAGGUGGAUAAAAAAUUGAACAAAAAAAAACACUCCAAACAAGGUAACGGAGACGUCAGAAAAAUGUUCAACAACAGCUUGUGGUUUAGCAAAAAAGGUUUCAAAAAACGACCGAUAAACAUCGAAGAGGAAAAACCAAAGCAAAGUGUGGGUAACACCCUGAAUGUGGGUAAGACCCAAAAUGUGGUUAAGCCCAAGCAAAAUAAAAAGCCUACGGUGCACGAAAAUAAGGACAAACUUGCCAGUGAAGCAACCAGCAAGUUUAAAUGGAAACCACAGGUGUUUAAUGACGUUCCAGCCAAGGAAAACUUUAAAACAAAAGUACAAUGGGUCCAUGCCAAUAUAAGAAGCGCAUACAGACCAAAACCAAAGUAUUACGAUGUUCUGGACGUUUUAAAACCGUCAGAUUUACAACCUUUAAAAUCCGAGUACCCUAGAAAAGACCACAUUUUAUCGCCUGAAGCAAGCAACAUGUUUUUAAACAAUCUCACGAAUGAAAGGAAGUACCAACCCAUGUUGAAUAAUUUGUUGAAGCCUGUAACGCAUAUCAACGCGAACGAAAACAAAGAAAAUCAAACCAGUAAAACGAAAACCAGGACCAAACAAAGCAGACUAAGAAUUUCGACGAUGUCUAAGAAGAGCGUAGCAAGAAAAUUAUCUACGUAUAUAUUCCCAUCAAAUCAAAAUCUCGUGACUCAAUCUCUCGUUGUUAUGCCGGUUACUGUGGUUUAUACGAACCCGCCACAAGUUGAAGUUAAAAAAAACAUUCUCAACAGCUUUGAAUCGAUUGAUAAUAUAUGCAAAAAAGUUAGAGAAUACUCUAGUGAAAUCGACAAUAGUGCUAAAAAUAAUAAAGAUCCGAUUCUUGAGGCAUCAAAAAGUCUUGAUUUUGAUGAAAUUAAAAACGACGAAAAUUUCGAUAAAAAACUUGAAGAAGAAAGUAAUAAAGAUUUGAUUCAAGAAAGCAAAUAUUCUCAAGAAACUGUCAAAGAAGAAAAGAAUGAAAAUGAUAAAGAUUUAAUGCAAGUAAUUGACGUCGAAGAAAAAGAAAUUCGUGUCGAAAAUUACGAUAAAGAUAUAAUACAAGAACAGAAUGUAGAAAAAAACAAUCGCGAAGCAUUCGAAAAUUUAAAUACUAUUUCGAAUGAUAAUGAAGAUGCAGAAAACAAAAAAGAAUAUGGUGAAAUAACAAACGAAGAAAAGAAACUAUGGCUGGAAAAACAAAAAAACUUUAUGGGGGUAUUCAGUUCUUUCAUUAAAAAUUUGGAAAACGUUGCUUCUGAUAUAAGUAAACACGUCAAUAAUAUUAACUGGAAAAUAGAUACUUUGAAUGAUAACGAUUUGGAUUUGUCAAGUCAAACAACCAAAGUGAAGUCAGAAGAAAAUCUUGUAAUGGAAUUAUAUCCUAAAAUUGUACCGAAUGUGUUUCGAUCUAAAGCCAUAGUAAACUUACAUGAGAAACUUAUGUUACAGAUUGAAGGUAGCGAUAGUUUAUUGUGCUUUAAAAAGUUGAUGGAAAGUACCGAAAAGAGAUUGAAAAAAGAACAACUCGAGUUAGAGCAACAAAAACAGAAACAAGCGGAAGAAAAGAAACCUUGGAGGGUUAGCAAAACUCGUAGAGAAAAUUACAACCCAAAGCCGAAACAGGGUGUUAAAAAAGGUUUAAAGAAAAGACCUGGCGUAAAAAAAUCGAAUCAGAACGUGGGCAAAACGAAACAACAAAAUAAAAAGGGUGUGCCAAAUAAAAAUAUUGAAAAACACAUCAAUGAGGAAACUAACAAGUUUAAAUGGAAGCCACAGGUGUUUAAUGAUGUACCAGCUAAAAAAAACUUUGCAACUAAAGCCCAAUGGGCACUGGCCAACAUAAAACGAGCGUACAGGCCGAAACCAAAGUGUUGUGAUGUUCUGGAUAAAUUAAAACCAUCAGAUUUGAGACCGUUACGAUCGGAAUACCAGAAACACCGAAAAUAUAAAGUUUUGUUGCCACAAGUAGACUUUACAUUCUUAAACAACCUAACAAAGGAAAAGAAGUGGCAGCCUAUGUUUAAUAUUUUGCUGAAGCCUGUAGCACAAACUAUCGCGACGAACAAUAAGGAAAUUAAAACUAAAAAGACGACCAAAUUAGCGCCAAAACAAAACAAACAGGCAGUUUCGAGCAUGUCUAAAAAGAGUGUGGUUAGAAAACUGUCGCCGUAUAUUUUCCCGCCGAAUCAAAAUCAUAGGACGCAGUCUCUCAUUGUAAUGCCUGUCAACGUGUUUUAUACCAACCCGCCAAAGGUGGAAAUAAAAAAAUUAUCCAAUGAGGAAGUACAUGCUACGAAAUCCAUGGCAAAACAAAAGAUUGCUCCAAAGACCAUAUACUCUAAAUGUUCCCCCACAAAAAACUCACCCGCUAUUUCACAAAGGAGUCAAAAGUCGACUCCCAAAAAAAAUAACACCGAUGCCACAGCUGAAGAAUUAUUAGCAAUGGUUAGAAAGUUCUGUAGGCCAAAAAUAGACGUAAAACCCCCAACUCAGAAAAACGCUUCAGUACUCUUUACAGACCUUAACUACAAGAAACUACCGCCUUUGAAUAAAUUAAAGCUGACUCGUAAUGUGAAAAAAACCGAAGACAAAAAGGUUAAAAUGCAAGCUAAUAAACCGUACGUUAUCAAGGAAAGUCAGAGCCAACUGAAUAGAAAGGAAAUCCUGGCCAAUAAAAAAAUAAUCGUGUCAAAACUGGACAGGGAAAAAUCGAAAGGAGAUUCCAUAGAUGCCAUGGCAUCUAAAGAACUAACCAACAGAAGGAGAGAGUUUCUGGAGAGACUGAAAUCUUUAAAGAUGAAAAACAAUAACAUAAGGGAUAACAUUCAGAAGGCUGUGCAUGUUAUAGAAAGCAAAAUGGUGGAUGUGUUAUCCAAGGAUAAUAACGAAAAUUUGGAUGCUUUUGAUGCUAUGGAAAAGGAGAUAACCAACGUUUUGAGUAUGAUGAAAAGUGGAGUCUCCAUAUCGGAAAACAACGGAAAAAAAUCGUCAAACACGAGCACAGACACAAACAGUUUAACCGACGAGUUGUACAAAAAAUUGCAGAACAUUAUUGAUUCUACGACGAAUGUAAAUCAAACGCAAAACACCUUAAAGGAAAAUGGUGAUACGAAACCCAAAACUCCAAAGAAAGUGCGCAAUAUUUCGUCAACAUCAGCAUCAGAAGGCGAUAUGACGCCAAAAAAGAGCAAAAAAAAACAGUUAAAGCAAAUCUCGCAAUCCAUAGAGAAAGCGCACAGUCAUAUUGAAAAAAUAUGCGAGGAGGAAUUUAGUGUUAUAGCGCCGACUUAUAAGCAAAGGGUGAUUAAAAAAAUGCCCUUGGAGGGAAAAAAUCAAAAGGUCGUCAUAUUUAGAGUACAAGAUAAGGGAGACAGCGAUGAUAAUGACGAUAAAGAAACUCCAAGGAAAAAACUAAAAAGGCGACGUAAACCCGACAAAAAUCAUGACGAAAACCCACAAAAAGAAACGGUUGAUCUACUUGAAAACACUGAACAAUCUCUGAAAGAUAUUUUUGAAGACGCUAGAGGCGUUGAAGAAGCUAUUGAAGAAACAAAACCCGAAGAAGAAAUUAAGGUUACAGACCAAUUAAAAUCUUCCUCAGUUGAAGAUCAUUUGGAGAAAAUCAAAGACAACAUCCUCAACGAAAAAAUUAGCAGGGGUUCCAUAAAAGAUAACCAAGAUGAUGUUCUAACGAAAGAAGAUCAAAACAUACCCAUCCCAGCCGAUUUCAAUACAAGCACUGAUUCUCAACCCAAAUCAACAGAAUCAGAAAACGAUUUUACCGACGAAACUAAAUCUUCUGGAUUGCCGAAAAGAGACAUGAAAUUCAUAGAGAACAUGAUAGAUUUACUUCAAGAAGUAGACAAUAACGAACCUUCCGCUACAAGCAGUCAAAUUUUGAAAGAAGAAGAGACAAACGAAAAAGACGAGUUUGUUGAAACUGUACAGGAAAUGUUCAAAAAAAUGGAACUGGUCUACAAAAAAUUAGAAGAAAAUGAGGUAGACUUAACAACUACAACGCUAUGUCUAUGGGAUGUCACAUUGACGUUUUUUUUUUAGGAGAAAGAGAAAAUGUUGAACACUGAUUCUGAUGAAAAAAUUCUAACACCGACUCAGGAUCAGGAAAACAAAUACAGAAUAAAUGCUGAGGAAAGUUGCAACUCCACAGAUAAAUCUCUAAGCGAAAUAAUCAAUUUCAUAGAGAAUAUAAAUGAUAUUGUUGAGGAGGGACCUGAAGAAGUAUACACAGCACAACAAGUUUAUUUUACUCAAGUAUACUACAGACCUAAAUUGUUUCAAUACGCCUUUAUAAAGAAUUUAGCCGAAUAUUCUUUUACCAACUACAUAGCACCUCUAUGCAAGCCGAUUGUCGACUAUUUCGAUACGAAAAAAAUUAUAGAUUUGGAUGAAGAACUGUUAAACAAAUUGGUGUUUCCGAAAAUAGAUGAAAAGGUGGCAUGCGCGAGCAACAUUAACGCCAUCUGUGAGCCGAAAAUUGCAACACAGAAGCCAGAAUUUGAGACUUUUCUUGAAGAUCUUAUACAGAACGAUUGCAUAGACGAAAUUUUCGACUCAAGAGCUGUAAAGUUAGAGGUUUUGAGAGAGAAAUUAAAACUGAAGAAGGAUAAGGAAAACUUGGACGAUUUUCAUUCGAAACUUCUGCAAAGUUUUUACGCGCUUUUUUACAUUUUCAUGUUUGCUGCCAUGACUUUACACUACAACUGUGUUUAGUUGAACAAGAAGAAGAAGAAGGAUAAAUAAUUAUAUGUGUUAAUAAAUUACUGUGUCUGUUUAUGAGUGUUUUUUUUUUCAAGUACUUACCGCCAUAUUUUGACUUUCUUUCAGGAAUGUAUAGGCCAUUCCACCACCAAUAAUCAUCUCAUUUACUUUGUCCAAUAAAUUUUCAAUCAAUUGGAUUUUGUCUGCCACUUUGGCUCCACCUAGAAUCGCCAAAAAUGGCCUGAAAAAAAAGUUGUAGGUUUUUUUUUUUGUUUUUUUUUCCUUACUUUUCCGGAUUGUCCAAAGCUUUCGAGAAAUAUUUCAACUCUUUUUGCAGCAAAAAUCCUGAUGCUCUGAUGUCAAAACCUUCUCCCAACAUUGACGCGUGAGGCCUAUGGGCGGUUCCAAAAGCGUCGUUUAUGUAAACAUCCCCUAAUUUUCUUAAAUUUUCGCGAAAUUUUUGAAUAUCUUCUUUUGAGGCCUUGAUUUUUUCUUUGUUUUCAUUCUCCCCUUUACCUAGAUUUUUACGCAAAAAAAAACUCAUUUUACGAUUUUUAUUAAAAAUAAUUUAGCCCCAACAAUACCUUCUUCCUCCAAAUGAAAUCUGAGAUUCUCCAACAAAAUAACAGUUCCUGGUUUAGGAGAGCAACAUGCUUCUAAAGUUUCAGGCCCAACUGCAUCAGGUAGAAAAACAAUGGGUCUAAAACAUUAACCAAAUGCACACCCUAUAUAUAUUUAUAUAACCUUCAAAACUUCAUACCUAGCCAAUAGUUUUUCCAAUUCUUCAGCUACUGGUUUAAGGGUGUAUUUUGGGUUUGGUCUACCAUCAGGACGCCCCAAAUGCGAGCAUAAUACAACACUACGCGCUUGUUUCUCUAAGGCGUAUUUUACAGAAUCCAACGCAGCGACAAUACGCUGGUUGUUUGUUAUUUUGCCGUCUUUUAAUGGAACAUUGAAAUCCACACUGAAAA
Brassicogethes aeneus is the source of this 7355-nucleotide messenger RNA. Lineage: Eukaryota; Metazoa; Arthropoda; Insecta; Coleoptera; Nitidulidae. The record is from the annotation of a GenBank genome assembly.